AAACAGAACAUGGACUUUCGUCAUUAAUAAUUGUUAAACAUUUUUCUGCCAAUAUACAGUGCCUUUUUUAUUAACGCAGUGUACGAUUUCUACUUAAAAAAUGGGAAAUGCAGAAAGUGGCGUAGCAUUCUCAGAAGAUUUCAUCGGUCAAGUGAAUUCAAUGGCGGCGAUGAUGUCUGAAGAGGGCAGCAUUCCUUUAACUUCAUUGAAGCCACUCGUAGAGGUUCUGAAGGACAUCGGGCAAAGCAUUCGACAUGUAGAAGAAAUGUGCUCCCGACUAGAGAAAGAAGUGGCCAGUUUGCGAGAUCAACAACUUCUCACCGACUCGCGAGUGCUGGAGCAAGGUGCCGUACUACGGAAUGCUUUGAAGACACACAGCUCGACUCGCACCGCUGCUGGAAACCCAGCCAACACGGAAAAAUCCGAGGAGGAGGAGGAGGAGGAGACAAGGCAGAAAGAGAAGACGAGCGAAACGACAGCGGGAGAAGAGAAUACAGAAGCAGAAAUCCAGAUCGAGAAGAAAAGACGCGACCGACAACGGGCCCAGGCAGCUGUGUAUGCAACCACAGAAAGAGAAAAUUCCAACAGCCAGAAGACACAAUUUGAGUACGAAGACGAAGAAAUUAGAGAUGUGAAAAAGUUUGUACUGCCAAAAUCGAUUUCUGGGCAGAACCUCUUCAAUGCAGCAGCUGCUGGGCAAAUAACUGAGUUGAAGUACCUUCUCGACGCAGGCGUGGAUCCGAACGAAACUGCCCCGGGUGGCACUGCCCUUCACAAAGCAGCUGCUAAAGGCCAUUUGUCUUGCAUUUCACUUCUCCUGAAGCGAGGAGCCUGUCCUGACAUCACGGACAUUCUGGGGCGAUCCCCAUUGCACUUGGCAUCGUUGCAUGGGCAAAUCGAGUCUAUUAAGGAACUUAUCAGAUACGGAGCUUCUCUGUCUGCAAGGGAAGGCAAUGGGCAGAGGCCUCUGCACUACGCUGCCAUUGGUGGAUUUGGGGAGGCAGUUAAGGAAAUUCUGAAGCGAGGAGAGAAAGUUGAUGUGAUGGACAAUUGUGGCGAGACUCCCCUUAGCUUGGCUGUCACUUACAAUAGACCAGGUUCAACCAAAGCACUUUUGGAAGCUGGAGCAAAAAGAACAGACAUUAAAGGAAGGCCUUUGGUGACAUUUGCUUCCUCAGAAGAAGUUAAACAGCUUUUAAUGUCUUCUAAGUAAUCAUGCAAGUUUUAUAAGGGAAUGUGCAAUUUACCUUGAUUUCAAAAAUAAACACUAUGUAACAAAGAGGAAACUAAAAGAAUACAAAUCAAAUAACUUAACAAGAUGAAAAUAGCAGAUGUUCGCUGUACCUUCAUUUGUAACAGAAAUUUGAUAUA
Messenger RNA from Gryllus bimaculatus (two-spotted cricket), 1371 nucleotides. The record is from the annotation of a GenBank genome assembly. Lineage: Eukaryota; Metazoa; Arthropoda; Insecta; Orthoptera; Gryllidae.